Molecule: messenger RNA, 1474 nt
Organism: Oldenlandia corymbosa var. corymbosa
Lineage: Eukaryota; Viridiplantae; Streptophyta; Magnoliopsida; Gentianales; Rubiaceae
Source: the annotation of a GenBank genome assembly
AGUAAGUGUGUGUGUGUGUGUUGAUAUAUCCUCCACUGUUCCCUUCACCAAAGAUUCAUUUUUUACCGUGCCCCUCUCUUUCUUUUUCUUUUUCAUUUUUGUUUUUUUUUUGAAAGCUGAUCCAACUCUGCUGAAAUCAAAAUUGCACACACACACACACACACACACACACACACACACACACUCACUCACUGCUCACUCGCACAAAAGCUCCCUCCAAUGGCGACUGAAGAAGUUGGAAGACCUCCCUCACUCCCCCAAUAUCCUCAGAUGAUUGUGGAGGCCAUUGCUGCCCUGAAGCAAAAAGAAGGGGCAAACAAGUCAGCCAUAUCCAAAUACAUAGAAUCCAAGUAUGGAGAAGUGCCACCUGGUCAUUCAAACUUGCUUUCCGCCCAUUUAACUCGUAUGAAGGAUUCCGGCGAACUUGUUUUCUUCAAGAACAACUACCUCUUACCUGAUCCCUCUGCACCACCACGCCGUGGCCGUGGCCGUCCCCCAAAACCCAAGGAUCCAUCUGCUGAGAAGGCAGCCGCCCCCGGGGACGCCCCGCCUACUUCUCCAAGAGGCCGUGGUCGCCCAAGGAAGGAUCCCAAUGCUGAACCUGCACCAAAGAAGCCUAAGCCAGCUGACAAGCCGGCUCCGGCAGUGUCGAAAACCGGCAGGCCCAGAGGUAGGCCAAGGAAAGUGAUCCCAGCUCCGGCUGUUGGUGCUGCAAAUGGUGUGUAAGAAGAAUGAAUGAAUUGUUGGUACUCUUUGGUGGUGUUAUCUAAUGAUGAUGAUUAACCCAUUGUAGCUGGGCAGUAGUACUAGUGCUUUAUUUUGAAGUUGCCUCUUUUCUAGUCUUAUGAUUUAUGAUGUUGACUUUGUGUUGUGGUGGGUUGAUUUAUCUAGUUUGGUGGUUAAUUUUAGGUCUUUCAGAUGGUUGUAAAUUUGGAGCUUGGUUCUAGUAUUGCUGCUUAAUUAAAGACCUGAUGUUUGUUGUCUCUUUUUAGUGAUGGUUUCUUUCCCCUCUUUGUUUGAGCAAUUAUUGGAUCUUCCAUUAACUAGUUCCAACAUGUAUAUCUACGCUGCCUCCGAAAGGGAAAACCGUCAAUGAUGCUUUAUGCUAGUAGGCUGAAAUUGAAGGUUCUAGGAAGUAUACUAAAUUUAUUUAGCUUGGACAAAACAUGGUGAUCAGCCAGGUGCUUGUACGGAAAGUUUUCAAAACACCAACAGUCAUAAUGUAGUUUUAUCCACGAAACUGUACGAUGUGGGGAACUGGGAAGCAUCAAAGGCUGACUUAAGAGAUUAGAUGGUAUAUUGUGGUAGUAUCAACAUAGGAAUCAGCCUGCUUCUGGGGUCCCAAGAUUGUUGGAGUUCUGCUUUCCAACUUGUUGGAUUGAAUAGUCAAUGGGAAAAGAGCCUGUUGAUUGAUGAGGACAACACCAUUUGUGUUUAUGUAAGAAUUCUCUUAUUUCUGGGAAUUGGUCCGAAC